Triticum turgidum subsp. durum (durum wheat) is the source of this 1245-nucleotide messenger RNA. NCBI's taxonomy places the organism in Eukaryota, Viridiplantae, Streptophyta, Magnoliopsida, Poales, Poaceae. The record is from the annotation of a GenBank genome assembly.
AUGGAGAUGGUACAGUCAGCACUUGUGGCUGAGGCCGUGAGCGCAGCCGUGUCCUUCCUGUUCACCGGCCGCGGGGAGAAGGCGUCGCCGGAGCGCCUCAUGGAGAGGAUGGAAAUGGCGCACACAAGGCUGUCUCUGGGGCUCGAGAGGACCAGGAGGAUGCCCAUGACCAUCAUACCGUUGUUUUGCCUAAAGAAGAAGCUCAAGGAUGCGUUUGAGGAGUGCGAUGGUCUGCUCGACAAGGCGAGGGAUCUCCGGCAGGUGGUGCCCUCUUUUCCCACAAAGAUUAUCCAAGCCGUCCUGCCCUCUUUCGUUGUCCCGAAACCGAAACAAGAUGUGCUGAGCAGCUCUGUUGUUGCAAGAUUUGAGUGGCUUGCCGAGGAAGCCGACAAGUUUGUCAGGGACGUGGAGUCCGGAUCGUCGCUUUCUCACUACAGGUUCCUGAACCCUCUCAUCGGGCAGCUUCUUGAAGGUAAAAAUAUCCUCUACCACAAGGUGCAAAGAAGCCAGUCGUGUUCUCUUGGCAUAUGGCCGGUCUUUGUGGAAGAGUAUGGCAGGGUUGCAAGGCUAGCUUUUCUUUAUGAAGACCGCAUGGCGCCGCAUAAAAGUUUUAGGCUAAUGUUGGCUCUGAGACUGUACGAGAGCACAAACAUAGUUGGAGUUGCCGCGCAGUGUUUGCAGUCAAUUGGAGCUCAGUUCAAGCCUAUGGCCAAAGUUGGAGCUGGGGAACUCACUCGAUUACCUACACAAGAUGUCAUGUACUGUGAUUCAGUCGAUUCGCUAUGCUGGGAUGAGAUAGUCCGAAUGACUACAAAAUGGAGUCCAGACCAAAUGUGUUGCAUAGCAAAUGGGAUCAACAAGCCAUGUGCUAACAAUACCAUCUCAUCCGAGUUGACAGGCAGGUUCCCACAAGAAGUGAUGUUCGUUUUAUUCAAGUGUUGUUUUUCAGCUUCUGAUCACUGCUCGAGGAGCUCAAGUAAUGAAGCCUAUAUCAACACCAUAAGAGCCUGGUCACCUCUAAAGCUGUCUGUUGGCUUUGCACCUCAUAUCUCGCCCAACCUCCCGGACGAGAGUAGCUUACACCAAAUAGAAGAGGGGAUAAGAAGAGAGGCAAUCGAUUAUUUCAUUCAACACCCAGAGCUGACGGACUAUGAAAUGGACUGGAACUCAGCACAUGGGUGGGCUAGUUUUCGUGUUUCGAAGCCGAUCACUGAAACUAGGAGAGGGUUGAAGAGAAGGCGUUAG